This is a messenger RNA of Pocillopora verrucosa, 1940 nucleotides long. RefSeq names its product SPRY domain-containing SOCS box protein 3. Gene Ontology annotation, cellular component: SCF ubiquitin ligase complex. Gene Ontology annotation, biological process: proteasome-mediated ubiquitin-dependent protein catabolic process. NCBI's taxonomy places the organism in Eukaryota, Metazoa, Cnidaria, Anthozoa, Scleractinia, Pocilloporidae. The record is from RefSeq and is a predicted model, not a curated record. Gene Ontology annotation, molecular function: protein binding.
ACCUUAUCUGAACAGGUUAUUGGUGAAUAAUUACGCGAAGAGAAGUCGUUAGAGUGAGAGUAUUUAUACCCUAGUUAAUUGAGAGUUAUUUGUGAAUUAUGGCAUUGGUUCACACAAGUUUUUACGCCAAUCCUUUGGAGACUUCCAGGCUUUCACAGCGCGAACUUCUCGCGCGCAUUUUCGGCCGUCAGGAAGCCAGCGAACAUGUCCGCGGUAUGGAUUUCGAAGAAAACUCCAGCGAUUCUGGCUCUGAUCAUGAAAUGGAGGAAUUUAAUGAAGAUUUUGAGUGGGAAUGGGAUCCAACGACACUAUCAUCUUCAGUGUCCCUCACUCGAGGUAAUAAGGAGGUGCUGUUCCACCCUGAUUACAGCUGUGGAACUGCAGCAGCAAAAGGCUCCCAGCCCCUUUGUCAGGGGGGAGAAUUCUACUGGGAAAUCAAGAUGACCAGUGCAGUCUAUGGUACUGACAUGAUGCUAGGAGUGUGCAACAGUGACCUGGAUAUUACUCAAUACAAAACCUCAUUCUGCAGUCUUAUUGGCAAGGACAGUAAUAGCUGGGGGCUUUCUUACACUGGUAAUUUUUAUCAUCAAGGGAAAGCCCAGAAAUUCUCCUCAAGAUUUGAUCAUGGCUCAGUUAUUGGAGUUCAUUUGGAUACAUGGCAUGGGAAGCUUUCUUUCUUUAAAGACAAUGAGCCACUGGGUGUGGCAGCUAAUGGACUUAAUGGGAAACCACUUUAUCCUGUGGUGUCUUCAACUGCAGCAAGAACAAAAAUGAGGUUGCAACGUAGUUCAUCGUCAUCCUUUUCUCUGCAGUAUCUUUGUUGUGCAGCGAUUGGCAAACAUCUACCAAAUCUUGAAGCUCUUAAGGCUUUACCCAUACCACCUGGGGUGAAACGACAUCUUUGUAAUGAACUUGAUUGGAUCUUCAAGGUCCACCUUCCCUCACAAGUGAAGAAAACCAGUGACACUGAUUUGUGAUAUCUGUGUUUUGGAAACAUUUUAAUUUGUAUCAAGGAUGAAAUUUCAUCAUAAAAUGGAAAUGGUGUCUUUACUUCAAACUUUAGUCACGCUGGGAAAAAUGAAGUAGAACUGCAGAGCCAUUGAAGGAAGUAAUUUACUAAAUAUAUUUUCGUAUGAUCAGAAUAUUGUCAAUACUGAAUGUGUAUGUGUUGUUGUGCAUCAGGAUUUUCUAAAGAGGUUUAGUUAAUUAGUGUGAAAUUAUCUAACUGAAUCUCACUCAAAAAAGCCACUGUAUAGGAUCUUUGUGUUAUUACUGAUAGUAUUCUUUAGUCUACUUAGCUGGAAGCUACCUAUCUUGUCAGGAUGAUUUGAAAUACAUAUCCCAGGAAACUUCAAAUGCACUAUCACUACUAGAGAUAAGGUUUAAAUUUAUGGCUGAGUGAUUGCCAAAACUGAAUAUGUCUUGGGUGGUUACCUUGAUCUCCAAAGUGUACAUUGAAUUUUUCACGUUUAAGUUAUGUACGAAAAGUUUGAACAACAAGAAAAUAGGGGCGUGGACAAAGUUAGAUAUUUGUAGAGUUGUAUUUAUUAUACUCUUUUUUUUGUACCUAUGCUUGGAAAUAUGUCACAGAGUAUUGUAAUUUAUUUUAAAAUAGACGAAAGAUAGGAGAGAUAAUUAAUGACAAGAUGAAAUUAAUUGAAAGCUUGAUGAUUUUGUUUCAAAUAGAGUUAAACAAUGUGUAUCUGGUUUGCAUCCUUUGAGGAAAAAACUUCUUUUUUUUCUUGUUGAUCUGUCUUUUUUUGGUGACCUUUUUUUUUUACUGUGCACCAAAAAAAACAUAAAAUACUUUGUUGAGUUUUUUAAAUAUAUGAAGCCUUACCUUAUGAACAAUAAAUCUAGAAAACAACAACAGAUCUGGCUUGCCAUAUGUAUAACUUGUUGUAACUAGAGAGAGAUUAAAAAAGUAGAUAAAACUGAAA